AUGGAUGCAACGAAUUCAACCAAAUUGAAUUCGUGGAAGAGGAGGAGAGAAUCGACAGGACCUAAUGGGUCAACAGAAGAAGAUGGAGUUCUUGCCAAAAUACCUCACAGCUUUGGCUUAAAGGAGCCAGCCCCAUUUUCAGAUGAAGUUGAAAUUGACUUCGGUAAGCCCUAUGUCAGAGUAACUAUGGAGGAGGCCAGAAGAGGGACUCCUUAUGAUCGACCUGUAAGGGUUUAUGCUGAUGGCAUAUUUGACUUAUUUCACUCUGGUCAUGCCCGGGCCCUGAUGCAAGCAAAGAAUCUAUUCCCUAACACGUAUCUUAUUGUGGGAGUUUGCAAUGAUGAACUGACACAUAAUUUCAAGGGCUUCACAGUGAUGAAUGAAAACGAACGCUAUGAUGCAGUUCAACACUGCCGCUAUGUGGAUGAAGUGGUGAGAAAUGCUCCUUGGACAUUAACACCUGAAUUCUUGGCAGAGCAUCGGAUUGAUUUUGUAGCCCAUGAUGAUAUCCCAUAUUCUUCUGCUGGGAGUGAUGAUGUUUACAGACACAUCAAAGAAGCAGGCAUGUUCGUGCCAACACAGAGGACAGAGGGUAUAUCCACAUCAGACAUCAUCACCCGCAUCCUUCGAGACUAUGACGUAUAUGCAAGGCGGAACCUGCAGCGUGGAUACACUGCCAAGGAACUCAAUGUCAGCUUCAUUAAUGAGAAGAAAUACAAUUUACAGGAAUGUGUCGACAAAAUAAAGAAAAAAGUAAAAGAUGCAGAGGAGAAGUCAAAAGAAUUUGUGCAGAAGGUGGAAGAGAAAAGCAUUGACCUCUUUCAGAAGUUGGAGGAGAAAUCCCGAGAAUUCAUUGAAAACUUCCUGGAAAUGUUUGGUCCAGAAGGAGCACUGAAACAAAUGAUCCAAGAAAAUUCUAGC
Antechinus flavipes (yellow-footed antechinus) is the source of this 921-nucleotide messenger RNA. Its product is annotated as choline-phosphate cytidylyltransferase A-like. Gene Ontology annotation, molecular function: choline-phosphate cytidylyltransferase activity; phosphatidylcholine binding. Lineage: Eukaryota; Metazoa; Chordata; Mammalia; Dasyuromorphia; Dasyuridae. The annotation marks the transcript as partial. The transcript has 2 exons. Gene Ontology annotation, biological process: CDP-choline pathway. Gene Ontology annotation, cellular component: endoplasmic reticulum. The record is from RefSeq and is a predicted model, not a curated record.